Molecule: messenger RNA, 918 nt
Organism: Gigantopelta aegis
Lineage: Eukaryota; Metazoa; Mollusca; Gastropoda; Neomphalida; Peltospiridae
Product: tigger transposable element-derived protein 4-like
Exons: 1
Coding region: 1-918 (305 amino acids)
Cellular component (GO): nucleus
Molecular function (GO): DNA binding
Source: RefSeq, a predicted model, not a curated record
AUGGAUGGCAGUGAUAAACUGCCUCUUUUUGUAAUUGGCAAGUCUGCUAAACCAAGGUGCUUUCGGGGGGUGAAGUCGUUACCAACCGAGUAUGAAAGUAAUAAAAAAGCGUGGAUGACAGGAGAAAUGUUUUCCCGAUGGUUAGUUAGGCUGGAUAAAAAGAUGCAGCGUAAUGGUAGAAAAAUAGCCAUGAUUGUGGAUAAUUGUCCCGCCCACCCUACACUGAAAGGUCUGAAAGUUAUUGAGCUGAUCUUUUUGCCACCUAACACAACCAGUCAAACACAGCCCAUGGACCAAGACGUGAUAAACAAUCUGAAAAGCCACUACAAACGACUUGUGAUCAUGAAGCAGCUCCACACAGCAGACAAAAACACAGACGUGCUAAUUACGGUACUGGACGCAAUGUAUUUGAUGCAGCAGUCCUGGCGUAAGGUAACCCGAAAAACAAUAGCCAAUUGUUUCCGCCACGCCAAGUUUGUUCCCAGCUCUAAUGGCGACUCGACUGAGAAUGAAGAUGACGACGACGAGCCAGACGACGACCUGCCUCUAGCACGCCUGGCAGAACUCGGUAUUAGAGACAUCCAGCGAUUCAUCCAUGCAGAUCUUGAUAUUCCGACAUGUACAUUAAUGACAGAUGACGACAUUCUCGAGGAUGUGCUUCUUGAAAGAAACCCAGAUGCAGAGAAUGACGACGAGAUGAACGAUAAGAUGGUAGGCGGCAGUGAACAGAAUAUCAAAGAACCGAGUGUGACUGAAGCUUUUGAAGCGUGCAAUACACUACGUGUAUAUUUCCAAACAAAAGCGCACAGUGAAUUUGUGUUGGAUCAAAUAGGUUUUGUGCACAACGAACUUGUGAAAGAUUACUUUAAAAACCGUUGUGCCAAACAAGCUGUGAUCACUGACUUUUUCAAAAAAUAA